GGAAUUCUGCUGUGCAGGAGGAGAAGGAAGGAGAGAGAGGAGAGAAAAAGAACCGCCAUCAGUGUCCUCCUGAUGUUCCAUCAACUGUAACAGACGAGCCGGACCCCACGACAGCAAGCAGCCUCCCCAGGACAGCCAGGCUUCCCCGCCCCCAAGAACUGAGGGCCAUGGACCUCUCGGACAGCGACCGGCCCAUCAGCUUCGGCUCCACGUCCUCCUCGGCCUCUUCCCGGGACAGCCAUGGCUCCUUCGGCAGCCGCAUGACCCUGGCUUCCAGCAGCCACCUGGGCCUGUUCACCCAGGACAAGGAAGCAGGGGCCAUAAAACUGGAGCUGGUUCCCACCCAGCCCUUCUCCAGCAGCGAGCUGCCCAGAGCUGACCCAGCCGGGCCUCGGGGCUCGGAGGGCAGCGGAGAGAGACAGCUCAGGGUGCUGCGCAGAGCGGAGGCCAGCGCCGAGUGCUCCCCAAGCCCCAAACUCCUCUACGUGGACCGAGUGGUGCAGGAAAUCCUGGACACAGAGAGGACGUAUGUGCAAGAUCUCAAGAGCAUCGUAGAGGAUUACCUGGACUGUAUCAGGGACCAAACCAAGCUGCCUCUGGGCGAAGAGGAGCGAGCCGCCCUUUUUGGCAACAUCCAGGACAUCUACCACUUCAACAGUGAACUGCUGCACGAUUUGGAAAGCUGCGACAGUGACCCUGUGGCCAUCGCUGAGUGUUUCGUGUCCAAGAGUGAAGAUUUCCACAUCUACACCCAGUAUUGCACCAACUACCCCCGGUCGGUGGCGGUGCUGACCGAGUGUAUGAGGAACAAGAUGCUGGCCAAGUUCUUCCGGGAGCGGCAGGAGGCUUUGAAGCACUCGCUGCCCCUGGGCUCCUAUCUCCUGAAGCCGGUCCAGCGGAUCCUCAAGUACCAUCUCCUCCUGCACGAAAUAGAAAACCACCUUGACAAGGCCACCGAGGGCUACGACGUGGUGCUGGACGCCAUCGACACCAUGCAGCGCGUGGCCUGGCACAUCAACAACAUGAAGCGCAAGCACGAGCACGCUGUGCGCUUGCAGGAGAUCCAGAGCUUGCUCACCAACUGGAAGGGGCCGGACCUGACCAGCUACGGGGAGCUGGUGCUCGAGGGCACCUUCCGGCUGCAGAGGGCCAAGAACGAGCGGACGCUCUUCCUCUUCGACAAGCUGCUGCUCCUCACCAAGAAGAGAGAGGACACUUUCACGUACAAAGCUCACAUCCUGUGCGGUAACCUCAUGCUGGUGGAAGUGAUCCCUAAAGAGCCGCUUAGCUUCAGCGUCUUCCACUACAAGAACCCCAAGCUGCAGCACACUGUGCAGGCAAAAUCCCAGCAGGACAAGCGCCUGUGGGUGCUGCACCUGAAGAGACUGAUCCUAGAGAACCACGUGGCGAAGAUCCCGGCAAAGGCCAAGCAAGCACUACUUGAAAUGGACGCUAUUCACCACCCAGGUUUCUGUUACAGUCCUGAGGCAGAGUCGAAGGCAGGCUGCUCGAAAGAAGGGUCCACUCCAUAUCGGCUCAGAAGAAAAUCGGAGCCGUCUUCAAGAUCCCAUAACGUUUUGAAGACCAGUGAAACUACCCAGGACAUCCAGAAGGCAUCCAGAGAGGACAGGGCUCCCCGACUGAGCUCAGCAGGGGCCCCUCCCGCCCAGAGGAACAGCCAGCCCAGCAGCUCCACCCUCCUGAGCGUGCUGGGCGCGGGGGCUGCCAUGAGGAACAUCUGGACCGACCACCAGAUCCGGCAAGCCUUGUUCCCCAGCCGGCGGUCCCCACAGGAGGACGACGACGACGACUACCAGAUGUUCGUGCCCUCGUUUUCCUCUUCAGACUUGAACUCCACCAGGCUGAGCGAUGACAGCGCUUCUAGCCGCCCGUGCAGCUGGCAUAUGGGGCAGAUUCAGCCCCCUGAGCCCCCCGGCUCGGGCCACAGGGUGGUGCGGAGGGCCAGCAGUGCGGGCGAGAGCAACACGUGCCCCCCUGAAAUAAGAGUCAGGGACAGCGAUGGCUCUCAGUACAGCGCCCGGAGGGACCGGCAGAACGGCCCCGCCGCCGCCACCACCACCGCUGGGCAGGACGGCUCUUCCAUCGAGCUGACCAUUGACGACAUAGACCACGUCUACGACAACAUAAGCUAUGAGGACUUGAAACUGAUGGUGGCCCAGCGAGAAGAGGCCGAGUGCACUCCCCGCAGGCCCACCAAGGACGCCGUUCGCCCCCAAAGCACCCUGGAGCUCACCUCGUCCCAGAGGCUCGCCGGCCGGGAUGGCGGCGCUCUGCACGCGAGCAGACGGGCGCCGAACCUCAGCGCCCACGACCUCAAGGAGGGGGAAGAAAACAUCUACGACACCAUCCGGCUCCCCGGGGCGCCGGCGCUGGGCUUCAGGUGCAGCAGCCUCCAGCGGCCCCGGAGGAGCACCUUCCUGGGCCCGGAGGCCGACUUCGCGCGCUGCGACGGCCUGAGGUCCCCCUUCGUGUCCCAGGACAGCCUGCAGUUCAGCGAGGACGAGGCGCCCGGCGGCCCGCAGGCCGCCCCCGAGGACGACUACCUGGGCCUGCUGGACCGGCCCCGCGGCGCCGCGCCGCCCGCGUCGGACAAGCUGUCGGAGGAGGUGGACGCCAUCUGGAACGACCUGGAGAACUACAUCAAGAAGAACGAGGACAAGACGCGCGAGCGCCUGCUGGCCGCGUUCCCCGUCUGCAAGGAGGACGUGGCGGGCCGGCCGCUCGCGGGGAGCACGCCCGCGCUGAGCCGGAGCGCCGCCCGCGCCACGUCCACGCUCUCGCUCCCCGAGAGCCGGGCCUGCCCGGGGCCCGUCCAGCACGGAGGCCUGAUCGCCGCCGCCGAGGGCUCCUUCGGGAGCCUCGGCCGUCUGCCGCUGGCCGGCCCGCCGCCGCCCGCGGAGAGUCCCGACGACCCGGCGCAGGCCGACGCGGAAGCCGCCGAGGCCGCGGACAAGACCAAGAGCCGGGUGUUCCUGAUGGCCAGGCAGUACAGCCAGAAGAUCAAGAAGGCGAACCAGCUGCUGAAAGUCAGGAGCCCCGAGCUGGAGCCGCCGCCGCCGCCGCCGCCGGCCGGUCUGCAACACAGCUCGGUACACAGGGACCUGGCCGCCAUCCUGGAAGAGAAGAAGCAAGGCGGGGCUGCCAUAGGUGCCAGGAUUGCUGAGUAUUCCCAACUGUACGAUCAGAUUGUGUUCAGAGACUCCCCCCCGAAGGCCCAGAAGGAUGGCUGGGCCGGCCAGCAAGCCUCCCCCAGCCUCCGAUCAACCCCCCCUUGCCAGGCUCCACUCGGCCCUGAAGACUGGCUUUUGCACUCCACCUAUAGUAAUGGAGAAUUAGCAGACUUCUGGCCCCAGCCAGGGCACAACUCCAAGUUCAAAUAUUCCACUGUCGACACCCGUUCCAAGAGUGCCCCAAGACAGCUGUCCACUGCCUGCUCCGUGCCUUCUCUCCAAACCACGGACCCUCUGCCGGACUCCCACCAGAGACGUGGUGUGAUUGCGAGCCAGCCCGCCAAGGAGAAGGCCGGUCAGGGCCCCGGUUACAGCUCCCUGGGCCGCAAAGGAAGUGGCGCAUCACCCCAGCCUUACCACAGGUCUCAGUCCUCCUCCUCCAUCCUGAUCAGCCAGUCGGCGGACUCCAUCAGCUAUACAGAUGAGCCGGGGAGGCAGCCGCUGCCAGAUCUGCCUCUGGGUAGUGCCGACCCCGGGAAACGCCCGGAGCUCACGCUCCAAGACUCGCAGAAAGUUCUGGUCGUGAAUAGGAAUCUCCCCUUGAGUGCCCACCUCGCUACCCAGCACUACUUUUCCAACUUCAAGGAGACGGAAGGAGAUGAAGAUGACUACGUGGAGAUCAAGUCCGAAGAAGAGGAGGCUGAGGUGGAGCUCGUUUGGGGUCGGAGAAGGCAGUCGGACCCGCAGAUAGCCAUGGAAGCUACGUCCGGUGGAAAUGACCUCGGCAGUCACGCCCCCCACUCCUUAAGCAGCCCGUGUACCCCCAAAAAGACGGUCCACAGCCCGUUCGGCCUGCCGCCCUACCUGACAGCCUGCAGUGAGUCUGACAAGCUGGAUGGCUAUGUCUGGAGGGGACCAUCUCCCAACCAACAAAAUAUCGUGCAGUCGCUGCGGGAAAAGUUUCAGUGUCUCAGUUCAAGCAGCUUUGCCUGACCUGCUUGCUAAGCAGCUGCCUGAAUUGACCUUUUCCUGGGCCCGUAAAGUCCAGACACAGAUGAAGGGGGUUUACAUGUACCAGGUGAAAGCAGUUUUUUAACACCCGACCGACCGACCGACCGACUGACCCGGACGUGUACGGCACUCCCCUCCACAGCACGACAUUGUGACUGGCAGCUGCAGCCAGGAUGGCCCCGUACCAGGUGUUGACAUCCAAGAAUCUGCUGCCUUCGAUACUGGGUGCCUGCCUGCCGGCUUCAUGUAAGGCAAGCUUGCCUGACUGUGCUGAGGCUUUUUGUUUGUUAGUUUCAUGUGCCAGCCAUGGUCCUCUUUGUUUCCCCUUCCCUAGCCUGACCACAAGGUCCAGAUGUUAGAAAACACCUUCAUCCCCUGUGUCGCCUCUGGAAGCCAGGAGUGGCUUUAUCCUUAGACUCAGAGAGAGCAAGGAGGCUUGUUCCAUUGGGUUCCCAGGGAAGGAAACUAAAGUUGGAUUAAGAACCCUGCCUCGUCUGGCAUCUCCGGUAUGUUCCGGGGAAGAUCCUAGGACACUGUCAGCCCGAGUGCUCCACCUGGACAUGCCCGUUUCAGGAUCUCCGUGGCGGUGCCCUACCUCCCUUCUUCAUGCUGCAGAACCCACGUGACUGAUGAAGAUGGGGAUGCAGCAGGACCAGUUUGCUCGACUCAAGGAGCCUCACCUGUUGCUGGACAAGGCCUGGAUAAUGUGCUGCUCCUGUUGUUUGUUUGAUGAUUUCUGGGGUGAAAGGAAUGCAUUCCAACCCGUAGCCUAAAAAAUAAGUAAGUUAAUCAUCCUGAUGACUGUAGGGCAGAUUGAGCGAGUUAGGAGAAAAGGUGGGGAGACACCUGGGACAGGGUGUAGUUUCUCCUCCUGUGACAGUUAAGGAAGAUUUAACACACCAACCCACGCAAAGGGAGCCAGGAGCUAAAACAGGCCAACGUUCUCCGCGGCCGCUGGUUUUCCGAAGGCCUGGCAUGAGUCCUGCAUCCAGCCCACAGGGCCUCAUUCCUGUUCUGAGGAAUCACUGACUGCAGGGAGGUGGCAAGAGUUUUGUUUGCUGUACAGGACACAGCCUGGGGGAGCCUUUUCCAGUGUUUUGAGACAGAGACAAGGGCAGGCUCGUCUUUGGUUACUACGGUUUUUUUUGUUUGUUUGUUUUGGUUUUUGGGGGGGUUUUUUUUGGUUACUACGUUUUAAUGAACGGCAGCAUCUUUGAGUGUUGGGACUCUCUCCUGAGGAAAGGAGCAGAGAAACAAAGGCAAGUUUAAAAAAAUUAAAUUAAAAAGCAAAGGCAUUAAAGGAUAAAAAAAAAAGAAUUAUGGCUGCUUUCUAAAAGAUCCUGUUUUAUUGAUGAGGCCACUUAUUGCGGCAAGAACGUUCCUGUCUUUGUCUUUUGUCUUCGGGCAGUUUUACAUCUCCUGGCCCCUCUCGCCCCUCUCCGUCUUAAGAGAAGUCCAUGUGAGGGGUCGGGAGCUGCCUUUUUGUUGACCUGUAAACAGUGAUUUACAUCAGUGACCUCUUACCAAAGCUUCCUCCCCUUUUAAAUCAUCUUCCUCUUGUUCUUAACAUAAUACAUGGCCAUCCUCACAAGUAGGUACCUAAGGAAUUCUUUUUUUUUUUUCCCAAUAACCAAAAUAUGGCCCCAAUUUCUUCUCCAAACGAUUCUUUCUUCUAGUAGUUUAAAGACCAAAACCAGUACUGGGUAGAUCGCAUGGUUCUUCUAGAAACAUCCCUGCUUUUCAUUUCCUUCCUUUCAAUAUCAUGCAAGUUUUUUUAAGAUUCAUAUCUGGAAUGGGAGGGGUAUGUCUUUAGCAUUCUGAGAGGUAAUUGUAAAUGCUUUUGCAUUAACUUAAAAAAUAAAAUAAAAUUCACCGAAACCUCCUUGCCCUAGGAAUGCACUUUUCUACAUUAGUUUUUACUUUACGGGACCCAGGUUCUGUGCUCUCCACAUCACUGCUCUGUCCUCAUCUCAGAAGUGGUGUUCUCUCCUCAACCGUGGCUGCUCGGCUGUGCCCUGGGAGUGCGCUCCCUGAUCACAGUGGACGUCAGACUGUCCCGGAACAGACCUGUCUGCUAAUCAAUCACCAGUAACUUCGUUCAGCCAGGAUGCAGGGUUUGGAGCUGUGUGUACCUACAUAAUUACAUUCGUAUUUUUCCUCAAAGUUACGGUUUUGUUUAAAAUG
This is a messenger RNA of Echinops telfairi (small Madagascar hedgehog), 6386 nucleotides long. It is a transcript of the gene PLEKHG1, whose product is annotated as pleckstrin homology and RhoGEF domain containing G1. Gene Ontology annotation, molecular function: guanyl-nucleotide exchange factor activity. NCBI's taxonomy places the organism in Eukaryota, Metazoa, Chordata, Mammalia, Afrosoricida, Tenrecidae. Bases 168 to 4184 code for a protein of 1338 amino acids. The record is from RefSeq and is a predicted model, not a curated record. The transcript has 16 exons.